AUAAUUCAUAUAGAAAAGGAGGCAUUGGCAUUGCUUGAACGAACAGCUUAUCCUAUCGUUGCCUUGUCUGACUCCAAACAACUCUUCAUCUUUUCAGCAUGGAUUUGAGGCUCUGCCUGUGUCUUUUCAUACUUGGUUCUAGCUGGUGCUGCGCUGCUAGAGAAUUAGCUGUCCUUAACCCCCUUAUAACAGAAACUGAAGAUGUUUCGGUAUUGCAGAUAAAUAACCUAGAAGAACUGAGACAAGUUCAACCUCUGGAAGAAGUGAAUGGAAAUGAACAGUUGUGCACAUUGUGUGAAGAAUAUACCGCCAAGGCACUUAAUUACAUGGCUAAUAACAAGACCCAAACAGAGAUCAUUGACCGUCUUCACAAAUCUUGUUCGAAGAUGCGAUUUUACAAGAAGGAGUGCGCCAUACUCGUGGAUUAUUAUGCUCCUCUCUUCUUCUUACAAAUCAACAAAAUGAAACCUGAAAACUUUUGCCAACAGUUUGGCCUUUGUGAACAAGUGGUUAUUAUUUCUCAGGUGCUUUCUGGAAAGAACUGUGAUUUAUGCCACAAAGUAGUUACAGAGGCCGAAUCGAAAUUGAAAGAUCCUGACACACGGUUAGAGAUACUUGAGCUGCUCUUGAAGGCAUGUGGAGCUAUCAAACCUUAUGCUAAAAAGUGCAAGAAACUGGUGUUUGAAUUUGCGCCAGUGAUUCUCGUAAAUGCUGAACAGUUUCUGGAACAAAAUGACAUAUGUGCUAUUCUUCAUGCUUGUGAGUCUGCAGUAGAUAAAGAGCAAACAUCACCAAGGAAGCAAACUUCAUUGCAUUCUGCCUCUUAAGGAAAGAAUAAUGGUAUUCAGACUAGGUUGGGAACAUAUUGUCGUGUAUCUAAACAAUUAAACAUCAUAAAAGUUUAUGAAAUAUUGUGUAUAAUGUAUAUAAUUUAAUAUGUUGAAUUCCAAACUUUAUUUAUUGUUAUGAACACAGUUAUUUAUGCAAAGGGUUAAUAUAUUAAAUGUUAGUACUGUCUA
Solanum verrucosum is the source of this 1019-nucleotide messenger RNA. RefSeq lists its product as uncharacterized. Lineage: Eukaryota; Viridiplantae; Streptophyta; Magnoliopsida; Solanales; Solanaceae. Gene Ontology annotation, biological process: sphingolipid metabolic process. The transcript is spliced from 6 exons. The record is from RefSeq and is a predicted model, not a curated record. Gene Ontology annotation, cellular component: lysosome. The coding region runs from base 99 to 827 and encodes 242 amino acids.